Labrus mixtus (cuckoo wrasse) is the source of this 5243-nucleotide messenger RNA. RefSeq names its product pyridoxal-dependent decarboxylase domain containing 1 (gene pdxdc1). Gene Ontology annotation, biological process: carboxylic acid metabolic process. Gene Ontology annotation, molecular function: carbon-carbon lyase activity; pyridoxal phosphate binding. Gene Ontology annotation, cellular component: intracellular membrane-bounded organelle. The transcript has 21 exons. NCBI's taxonomy places the organism in Eukaryota, Metazoa, Chordata, Actinopteri, Labriformes, Labridae. The record is from RefSeq and is a predicted model, not a curated record. Bases 1323 to 3461 code for a protein of 712 amino acids.
ACACACACACACACACACACACACACACACACACACACACACACACACACACACCUGGAGUGGGACGGUAAACCGGUUUCAACAUCAUAACGGUUAUUAUGUUCUGCCAUAAUAUGGAUUUGUGCAAUACCUUUAUUACCUGUUGAACUUGCAUUCAGUUGUAGUGCAUACAUCCGACACCACUGAUGCCAAAAUACCUGCCACAGGGGCAGCUAAAAAAGUAGUGUAACAUUGUGAUUUGUGAUGUACAAAAGCUCAGAUUGAGUCCCAGUUUUCUGCAUAGCUUGCACUGACAUGAGCAACCCAGCUUUGUGCUUGAAAGGAUUUGCAAUCCCAUUACAACAGUUCUACCUGCAGCCUGGGCGACUGUGGCUAUGUUGGUAGAAUCGUCGUCUCUCAACCGAAAGGUGGAGGGUUCGAUCCCCAACUUCUGCAGCAACAUGUCCGAUGUGUCCUUGGGCAAGACACCCCAAGGCACCCAGUGACACUUAACCCUGAAUUGCUCCCGCUGCUUCGUCGUCGGCUUAUGAAUGCGUAUGAAUGGGAUUAGUUACUUCUGAUGGUCUCACUACAUAGCAACCACUGCCAUCACUGUGUGAAUGGAUAGGGAUGACAUGUGGUGUAAAAAGUGCUUUGAGUAGUCUAGAAAACUAGAAAAGUGCUGUACAAGCUCAAGUCCAUUUACCAUUUCUUUAACACUAGCUGUGUUUCAACAGAAGACUCACUUGUCUGUGACUUGUGAUUAAAGGAGCAGCUGUAAAUACAGUUAUUUCCUACUUGCUGUUAAGAUAAGUUAAUUUGAUUAUUAACACAUUUUAUAUCUGAAUAAUUCUUCAGAAUAAAAGUAGACAGUUAUUCUGUUCUGAAAAUGCUUUUACUAUGAAACAGCCAAAUCGAGUAAUGGGUUGUUUUCAGUCACAGCUUAACCCAACUAUUUAGAAGAGAAACAAAAUUUACAGAUUCAGUUUUAAGCUACAACCUCCCGAAAACUGACUAAACAGUGGCUUACAAAAAUAUAUUUUUCUGGUGCACAGACAUGAGACAUGGCACCACAAGCUUUUCUUCUGAUUUGUAAUACCACUAUAAAAUACCAUUACCACAAAAAACAAACAAUAUAUACAGAUAUAUUGCCCACCACUUACAAUGACACACUCACAAAAACACACAUCGGUUAAGAUUUAAGCUGAUCGAGAGGGGAGGAGGAAGAGAGGCCGACAAAACACUUUGUCAUAAGUGGUCAGGAUGUUGCAACAAUACUGAACUUAGUUAACAACCUUAUUCAUGAAGAGGGGGAGAAAGAGGACAAGCUCAGCCAGCAUAGGAUGCAGAAUCUGGGUGAACAAGGAUACAUGGCCCUGCUAGGUCACAGCCUUGCAGCCUUUGUGUCAGUGUUGGACAUAGUAAGACUGCGAAAGCUGUCAACCAGGAUCCUUUCUGACACCACACUGUGGCUCUGCAGACUUUUCAGGUAUGAGAAUGGCUCUGCUUACUUUCAUGAGGAUGACAGGGAUGGCCUAGUUAAAGUCUGUCGACUGGUCAUCAAUGCACGUUAUGAAGAAUAUGCCUCUGAAGGCUAUGCAGUCCUCAGCUACAAACAGCCAGUCGUCUACCAGAGUGCCUCUGGUAGGCCUGGACUGGGACAACAUCUAUGCAGCCAGCUCGGCCUUCCACUCUCUAGUCUGUGCACAGUCCCAUGCAAUACCAUCUUUGGAUCGCAACACCAAAUGGACAUUGCUCUGUUGGACAAACUUAUCAGUGAGGACAUAGAAGCUGGCAAGCUUCCAUUACUGUUGAUCGCCAACGCAGGAACCCCAUGGGCAGGACAUACAGACAAGUUGGGUCGUCUGAAGAACCUCUGUGACCAGUACAGCAUUUGGCUUCAUGUUGAGGGUGUCAACCUGGCAACCCUGGCACUGGAUCAGGUCCCCUCUGCUACCAUGGCAGCUAACAAAAGUGACAGUAUGACACUGACACCAUGUCAAUGGCUGGGACUGCCUUCAAAAACAGCUGUCACCCUUUACAGACAGGAAGACCCAGCACUGUCUCUGGCAGCAGGUUUGACCUCCAGCCAGCCAGUGGUGAAGCUUCGAGCACUGCCCGUCUGGCUCUCUCUGCAGCAUCUUGGUCACAAUGGAAUUGUUCAUAAGAUCAGAUAUGCCACUGAACUGAGCCAGCAUCUUCUACGGAAGCUUAAAACGCUGGCCUCUAUCAAAACAUCGAUGGAGGAUGAACUAAGCUCUCCUGUGGUUCUAUUCAAGUUUUCCCAGGAAGUAAAUUCAACACCCAAUGGGCAUUCAGUCGAAGGUUACAGCACUGGGGAGAAAGAGUUGCUUGAUUCCAUCAACAGAUGGCUUGGUGAACAGCUGCUCCAGCAAGUUCCCAUCAGUGGUGUAGAUGUCGUGGAGUUUGGAGACGAGGGUACAUAUGUGAGCUUCAGUCCCCUCCAGACUGCUGCAGUCCUGGGGACUCAGCAGGAGGACAUUGAGUGCCUGGUGGGGAAGCUGUCAGAACUGGUGCCAUUGGUGAGCUCCACAAUAUCCCUCAGACUGAACUUCAGAGAGGAAACCCAACGACACUCACCCAUGCUAAUGUACAUAGAGGAGCUCAGUUGGCCUGGCCUGGGUGCUGUCAGGUAUGAGCCCCAGGCUGAAGGAAUGGAUGAAAGCAAGAAAAUGCAGGAACUGGAGAAAAUUAACACUGAGCUGCUGAGAAAACUUCAAGACCUUGACACUGACAUCAUCUUCUCCAAUGGUUUGUGGCCAGAGUUUGGAAAAGAGAAGGACUGUAUCUUUGUUGGCAUGGUCGGUGAGGACAUUAACGUUGAAGAGUUGGUGGAUAUAAUUGCAGCCCUGGGGAGGGACAUUGAAGACAGCGAAAAGCUGUUGGAGAACAUGACAGAGGUGGUGAGGAAGGGCAUCAUUGAGGCAGAGCUGCAGCUGCUAAAGGCCAAUGAGGAGAAACUCAUGGAAGAGGGCAUGAUGAGACAGCUUCCUUUGGUUGGUUCAAUGUUAAACUGGUUUGCUCCGGUUCAAAGCUCCGUAAAAGGCAGGACCUUCAAUCUGGCUGCAGGUUCCUUGGACUCCACUGAGAUGACUUACUCCACCAAAGUCCAGACAGGCAAGCCAUCCCUGCAGGACCCUGCCAAUUCUUCAUUGAAGAAACUUCCAGGUCAGAGGUUAUUCCGGCGCUCAGGGGCAGGCUUGGACUCCUUUAGUGAAACAAACUCCAUCAAACAAGCCAAGGAGACAACAAGGGAGGGGAGUACCACACCAAGCUUAAUAAUCAACCAACCGUUAUCUCCACCUGCAUCUGAGGAAAACUCACACACGGCAAGUUAUGUUGCACCGGAGUUAUCUGUGCAGGUGCAAACACAAGUGGAGACUGAUGUGAUCUCUGACAAGAAGCACUCUGAAGACCAAGAUGGAUCAGAGAGGGAUAUAGGGGUUUCUGCAAGAUUCUGAAUUCAACUCUUCCAGUUUUAAAGUUUCUGACAAAGCUUAUGGGCAAUAUUUGGGUUGUCUUUGUCCCACUGACUCAAAUCAAAAGAUGUCAAAGGUAUUUGAAUUGGGAUACUUCAAGAAUGCCUUUUACCUUCUUGCAAAAAAAUGGCCGUGGGAGUAUUACUUCAAUUCAAAACUGGAUUGGCAUCAGACUUUUUUAUUAUACAUGCUAGUGAAAUAAGCAGUUGUAUAAGAAAUUCCAUUAUGGUCUGAUCAUGGGUAAACUAUCCUGGGAUGUCCUGCUGUCAAAUGUCCUCGUAGCUGUACAAGAAAAGUCUUGACAUGUAACGACGUCAGAAAUUGGCUAUGCAUUCAUAAGAAUAACAAAAAUGCACAAAAUCAGAUGAUAAAAUGUAAAUGAAAAAUCCUUACGUUACACGUAGAAAGAAAUAGUCAUCAGAGAGACUUCCUUCCAACGUUGUAUUUAUUUUGACUCUAAUCUCUCUGUUAAUAAAUGGCUUGGGGGUUUCUUGUUGUAUAUAAGAGCAGAUUAUAUCUUUAUUGCACUAAGAAUUUAUUUAGCUAUUAAAAAGGUUUUUUUGUUCCUUUUUAAGGAGUUGUUCCAAAAAUAGGGGGGCGUUUGGAGUUAAGAUAACUCACCCAUUUACUCCACAAUUCAACAUCAGCAGAGCAUCACGGGACUUUAAAACAUCUACUGGUUUAACAACUCAAUGUACGGUAUAUCCAGCUCAUUUAAACAGGGGAAUUUAUCUUUAUCAUAACUAGAACUUUCACUUUUGAUAAGCUUGUCUCAUACCAUCACAUAUUGCUGUCAUGUGUUACGGUUUAAAGAGUAACACGGGUAACAGGCGGCCUUCAGCUGCAUGAAAAAAGUUCUCUUGAAUGCCUCUUUGAUUAUUUUUCAUUAUCAAUCAAAAUAUACUUAUCAGAUAUGUAUUUAAUGAAAACCAAACAAAGUAACAUUCACAAAUACUGUUUUGUCAACAACCUCAGAGGCAUAUGGCUCAGUCAAGUCGUCAGAUACCAGGGUCACACAUUGAACCAUAACACCAGCAGAGACACUUUAAAUGUUUAGUCCUCACUGUAAAUAUAAUUCACAUACGAUUUAAAUCUCGCCAUCAAAAUACUAAAAAGUAAAUUACUAUCAUCAAUGUAAAUUAAAAUUAAAACUUCAAAUAAAUAUCAACUGAUACUACUAGUAAUGUGCCUACGAGUUUUAAACACUCCCUUCACAUGUACACUGCCCAACAAUUAGUGUAAGAUAAAAAAGAAUAACAGGCUUAAAGAUUAUUAGAAAAAAGUCUGUUAGAUAAAUACAGCUAUAUUUUUUCCAAGGGAAAAAAAAGAUCACAUAAAAAGACAACGCAAAGUAUAUAUAGAAUAUAAGUUCAAGUUGUGAUGUUUUAAAAUAAAGAUGUAUAUCCACGAUUUAAGAAACAUUAGUUUGAAGUUGUUAUGAGAUAAACUUUUUUAAAGUUUAUUUAAAAAACAAGAUAUUAAAAGGAUGAUCUAUUAUUUGGCGAAAGUAGAGUGUUGUAAGAGUACACUCAGAGUAGAGGUCAAACACUUGUGAGGCUGCAGUACUUUAAUGUGGUUAUGCAGAACUUGUGUAUGUUUCCUAUCUAAAUUAACUUAAGUACGUCAUAGAUUUUUCCAUGAACUUAUAAUAUUUGCUAGAUAUAUUUAGCCUAUUAGGGAACUGAUAUUUUUAGGAACUUGCCUUUCACACACACACAUCUGGUUCUGCAUGAGGUCUCAGCCUAUAAAAUAAGUUUUCCUUGC